This is a messenger RNA of Anolis sagrei ordinatus, 1035 nucleotides long. The record is from RefSeq and is a predicted model, not a curated record. NCBI's taxonomy places the organism in Eukaryota, Metazoa, Chordata, Lepidosauria, Squamata, Anolidae.
CUAAGUUCUUCCUCUUGCAGGUCUAAAAAGAAGAAGUGGGAUGUGGUACGCCAGCGUGUGUGGAGCAAUGGGACAGAAUCGGAAAUGUUCAACAAACUGGAAAGCAUUGCCAUGUCAGACUCGCCUUGCACACCUGUUCUGGGCUGCCGCAUCAGCAGAGCAUUGGAGCCAGUGGCUGUCAAGGGUGAGUUUGUCACCAGCAGAGUGAACUGGGUGGUUCAGAGCUCAGCCGUGGACUACCUGCACCUGAUGCUUGUGGCCAUGAAAUGGCUCUUUGAGGAGUACCGCAUUGAUGGGCGCUUUUGCAUCAGCAUCCAUGACGAAGUGCGCUACUUAGUGCAGAGCGAGGACCGCUAUCGGGCAGCUCUGGCCCUGCAGAUCACCAACCUCCUGACACGGUGCAUGUUUGCCUAUAAGCUAGGCCUCCAAGACCUGCCUCAGUCAGUUGCCUUUUUCAGCGCUGUGGAUAUUGACCGGUGUUUACGGAAAGAGGUGACGAUGGAUUGCGUCACUCCAUCGAACCCAACAGGGAUGGAGAGACGGUACAGCAUCCCGCAGGGUGAUGCUUUGGAUAUAUACCAACUCCUCAAAAUCACCAAAAGCUCCUUGGAGAAAGAAAAAUAGGGUUUCAGAUGUUUCAAAGCUAAAAUGUUACAUAUUGGCUCAGGAAAUCCUUCCGCUAUCAGACUUUUACGCAACGACCAGCUCCAUUCUCCGUUGGAUUCUUUUCACUGUCAGAAUAUCAAGAGGAAGGUGGAAAACCAACAAAUGAGUUCAACUUUAAAGGCAAAUUCUCAGCUUUUCCCAAAAAAGGAAGGGCUGCGCUUCAAUUAUGCUCCGCAAGUGCAUUAUAGAACAGUUGUAAGCAGACUAAUAGUCGUGUUAGCAUUCAGGGAAUCCCAUGGAACUUAAGGCACUAAGCUGGCAACUUUUAUAAUUCACCAGUGAUAACAUUCCCAAAGGGGAAACAACUUUUGUUUUUUGUCAGGACAAAACCAUAACUUGAUCCAAAUAAAAGCUCUUAUUUUUUCCGUC